GGUUCUGCGUAGAACCUACGCCGUAACCUGACGCGCACCUCUCCAAAAUUGUAACAACGCGUCAACUCAACGCGGACCCUACGCGGACCGCAAGCGCUGUGAUUGGUCGGUUUGGCAGCAUCGUACUCCCUUCUACGCAUUUCCGGCAUCUUCUUUUCUGGUGUCUUCUUCCGGCAAGUUCAGAGUCCACAAAAUAACAACAUGGUGAGCAUCGACAUCGACCAAGUUACUGAGCGUCUGAUUGAAGAGGUUCGGAAAUACACGCAUCUGUAUGAAUCCUCUUCGGCGGACUAUAAAGACUGUCAGAUGGCGGCGAAUUCUUGGAGAGAGAUUUCCUCUAACGUCGGUUUGGCUUCCAUUGUCGUUUGCAAACACUAGCAUACACACACACAAAACAUCGGCGAAGAAGAGCAAACCCAUGAAAACACAAAGAGCCAACUAGCGUUUCGGCGGUGUAAUUGCAGUAUGACGCAUACUCUCAACGCAGAACCAUAAAUGUUCACGACGGCGUCGUCUACGUACGUAGGCUACGCCGUAUGUUCGCUGCUCCUCGGCGCGUUGUGUCAGUGAGUCACGUGACGACACAACAACGAAUCGCAGCAGGAGGGGGAGGAGUAGCAAAGUGGGCCAGGAUGUGAAAGCAGCGUUUGCUCAGGAUUGUAGAGGUAGAAGACACGAGCAAAGUAUAAUGAACGUAGAGAUCACACUUUAUCUCACUAUGGCGGAUAACAUUAAAGAAUUAAACGAAGUUAUCCGAAAAGGGCGCGCUGUUGCUGCAACCCUCGAAGAUAUUCAUGACCGCACUCAAUUGGAUGCUUUCGUUAAAAAAGGCCACACUGCAAAACUGGACGUGGGUCAAAUCGUCAAAGAAGGACAAACUAUUAUUGAAAUCCUUGACUAUGAGAGUUCAAGAAAUCAUCUGAAUCAUGUUCUAAAAGAAUCCAUAGAGCUGCUUGGAAAGGCAAACCAAAAUGGUCCAAAGGCGAAGAAAAGAAGGAUCCAGUCCAACGGUAGAGUCAGAUGUAAAUUGAGAAAGAAGUCAUGUCCACAACAAGCAAAGCCUUCUACUUCACACGAUUCAAGACUCAAAUCAAGGGCAUGUCCAGAGCCAACAGAACGUCGUCAAGACCAGGGUCCAGUUCAUGAUUCUCUUCUACAUGAGUUGCAAGAGCUUCUGUCAGCUGUUAGUUGUAACCUCCGUUCUGAGGGAACCCCACAUUCAGCAUCAAUGCAUUGGGGCACACGGACAGCAGCUUCACCAGAGAGAUGGGGGGAGGCCAGACCCUCUUUAAUCAACAACAGGCUUGCAACAGAGCAGAUCGAGGGACAGCUGUGUUUGGAGUGUAAGGCAAAGGUGGCAGUGGUCAAGUGCAAAGACUGUUUGCCUAAGCAGUAUACCUGCAUCAACUGUGACUGUGCUAUACACCGCACACAAGUAUUCCACAACAGGAGCACCAUGAUGUCAGGGUUCCACAAGGCUGUACCUCCCACCACAGUGGUGAAGCAGGACUCUGAUGGGCAAUACUUUCACCAUCAUGAAGAUCAAAUAUUACCUAUGGCACUACCAAAUUCAAUAUGCAGUUGUGGGGAAGAAAAGUACAGUGUUGGAAAAGCGAGGUCCAUUACUGUAAUCAACAUGAAGGGUCGCUAUGAACUGUCAUUGCCCCAUCUUCACUGUGAGAAAUGCAGAGAAACAUGGGUACCAGGUGUGUUAGAAAUGCAGAAGAGUGGCUACUGGCCUGCAACCAUGAACUUUUGCACCAUUUAUGAUGAGGAAGUCUUCAUGUCCUUCAAAGACUUGAAAAUGGCUGCUUCUGGACUGUCGCGUUUAGCAUUCAUAAGAAUGCUUGACAUGAAGACAGUGCACUACGGCAGAAAUGGCACCUUAUGUGGUGAUACAUUUUUGAAGAGCUUUUUCGAGUGGUCCAUCUGCCUUUAUGAGGUUGACAAGAUCUGCGGUGACCAACAUUUCAUGUGCCCAGCUUGUACCCCUCUAAUGCUGGCAGUUGCUGUGGAUGGCAACCGAAAACUUCAUCGCUUUAAAAAGGCGGGGAAUUCAGAGGACUCUGGCUACUUCGAAGGGUUGUUUCUUUGCAAAGAUGAUGAUGUUUCCUCUUUUGUUCAAUAUAUACGCAGAAAAGUGCAACACGUUGGGGGCAAGGGUGUUUGUGGAUCUGCGGAGUUCACAGCCUCUAAAGAGUUUUCCAGAAAGACCAGCAGUAAAUUGGAUGAGGAGGGAAUUGAAGUCGGUGUCUGUAGGCAUGGUGUUCUUUUGAGGGCACUCAAUAUGUUCAGAGGAGAGAUCUAUGCAUAUCCUUUGUACCUACAGAAAGAGCUCUGGACAGAAAAUGCAACUUUCUUUUGUGCUGACAUCAUGUGCAAAUACUGGCCAUACUUGAAAAAAGUUUGCCAGGCCUGCCCGGAACUGAGACAUCUUCUGAACAUGAAACCAUUCCUUUCAGUUAUGCACGCAAAAGUUCAUGGUGUAAAAUGUGAGAUCAAAUGGAGUGGAAGUUUUCAAAAGGGUGCUGCAUAUACCAUGGGGGAAGAAGUAGAACAAGCUAAUAGCUUUUUAUCAAGAAUUGGUAUAAGCACUAAGUUUAUGUCCAAAGCAGGACGAACAGAUUUGCUGACAUUGCAGUGUAUGGGGUGGAACAAAAUGAAGACUCAAAAUAUGUGCCAAACUAUUUGCACAAGAUACCAAAAGACCCAGCAGAAUCUAAAAAAAGAGACCGAAAGCCUACAAGACAUGAAAAAAGAACAGUGUGUAGAAGAUGGUGUACUGCAUCAGUGGGUCACAGAUGUACAGGAGUGGGCCCACACUACAACUGUAGGAGACAGUGAUGCUGCAAUUCAGCCAAUAAGGAACACAAUCGAAGAAUUAUCUUUGUGCAUUAAACAACGGCAGCAUCGUCUUUACAGACACACUGCCACAAACAAAGGACGCAAUAAAAUAAGAAGAAAAAUUAAUGAGGAGAGAAAAAAGCUGGCUUCUUCCAUUGAUGCCCUUGUUGACCCCUCCUUUAAGAUAGUGUCCAUUGAAGAGGUCCUUCAAAAUGACUUGGUUUUCCCCUGGCAGCUAACAGAGCAAGAUGAUGUCAACCUCUUGACAAAGAAGAAAGUCUUUGACAAGGUAAUGCUGAUUCAACGAUUAGAGGAAGAACAGACUGUCCUUGUUCAAGAGGCAAAGCAGCACUGGCUUUUUCUAAGAAGUCAGGAACACAAACUGAACAGUUUGCUUGAUACCAUCAUUUCAGGUGUUAACCCCUGGAAUCUUCCAGAUGAUGGGAUUCAGGGACUUCAGUGUGUGUUGAAGAGAAAAUUACAUGAGCUAAGAGCUCACCAGGACAGUGUGAAAACAAGUUAUCAGGCAAUAGACACCAUAACCGAACAUUUUACUGUUGAAGAAUGCGAAUAUCCUAGCUGGGCAGAACCUUCGGGAGCCCUUUACUCAAGCAGUACCGAUCUGAGCUCUGAUGAAGACGAUGAAGACGAUACAUUUCUGCUGUAGUUAUCUAUUACUCCCCUUGUCUUCUCACUAUUUUUAUUUUCAUUUAGUCUUUGCCUCUGUGUUUGCAUGUGUGCUUGUCUUUUUAUACCAUGGGAGAUGAACCGAUUAACUUUGAGGGAUCGAUUAAAAUGUUCCUUUGGGUUUAUUUCUGAUGAGUUUUACAGACAUGUAUCCUGUGGGGGUUUUACAGACAUACUACAGUAUCUUGCUGGGAUUUGGAGCUGUAAGGAUAGUUUUGAGGAAUGUUUGUAUUUUGUGUGCAACAGAAGAUUAUUUGUGUGCGUGUGUGUGUGUACCCUUAAUGAGUAUUUAUAUAUAAAGAGUUUA
Molecule: messenger RNA, 3838 nt
Organism: Triplophysa rosa
Lineage: Eukaryota; Metazoa; Chordata; Actinopteri; Cypriniformes; Nemacheilidae
Exons: 17
Coding region: 689-3511 (940 amino acids)
Source: RefSeq, a predicted model, not a curated record